This is a messenger RNA of Sodiomyces alkalinus F11, 657 nucleotides long. RefSeq lists its product as hypothetical. The transcript has 7 exons. Bases 1 to 657 code for a protein of 218 amino acids. NCBI's taxonomy places the organism in Eukaryota, Fungi, Ascomycota, Sordariomycetes, Glomerellales, Plectosphaerellaceae. The record is from RefSeq and is a predicted model, not a curated record.
AUGGACGCUAUGGAGGCAGCAGUGGUGCUGUUGGUAUCAUUCGGUCGUCGGAUGGGAGGGUCGUUUACGGUGGACGGCCAAUUGAGUUCAGACUUGGGGCGGGUUGGGUUCGGCGGGCAGAUUGUGAAGGAGGUUGAAGGAGAUGGCGGAAUCUGUGGGGCUGGCGAGGGAAGUCCGGUCCAGCUUGGAUUAAAUGUUCAGAAGCAACCAAGAAGUCGAGAGCUGAGACGAAGAGACUGCUUCGAGCCCGCCUUGCGAGGCAUGGUGAAUGGCCCCGAACGACGGACCUUGAAUUACAUCAUCCUUCCCGCCCGCAUUCGGAAACCCACCUCUGCAGUCUUGCGACUUGGUGUCCACCAAAUGUCUAAUUCUUGUCGACACCUGACCAAAAUCCAUCACGAGUACGUUGCACUGUCAACGUUAAGCGACUGCCUUGAGUCAACUCUAUUCGAGGCCGCUGUCAAGCCAGUUCGUCUUCUUCGAGACCGGUGUUCCCCGGACAAGGACGCGGCACCCAACGGGCAGCCGGCUGACCAGGACAUGGCAAUCAACCUAUUACCUACCGUACCUGCUGGGCCAACAUAUACUACCAAGGUGGUCCGUGAGCUUUGGUUCAUUGAAUUUUUGAGGAUCGCGACGGCGUCCGAGACGCCAUAA